AAAAAAAAAAAUGCACUACUGGGUGCUGCGAGGUCUGCUGCUGCUGCAUCUGGUCGCGGCCGCGCUCAGCCUGUCUACCUGCAGCACGCUGGACAUGGACCAGUUCAUGCGUAAGAGGAUCGAGGCGAUCCGCGGGCAGAUCCUGAGCAAGCUGAAGCUCACCAGCCCCCCGGAGGACCACCCCGAGCCCGAGGACGUGCCCGCCGAGGUGAUCUCCAUCUACAACAGCACCAGGGACCUGCUGCAGGAGAAGGCGAGCCGCCGGGCGGCCGCCUGCGAGCGCGAGCGCAGCGACGAGGAGUACUACGCCAAGGAGGUGUACAAGAUCGAGAUGCCGCCCUUCUACCCCGCCGAAACUGUCUGCCCAGUUGUCACAACACCCUCUGGCUCAGUGGGCAGCUUGUGCUCCAGACAGUCCCAGGUGCUCUGUGGGCGCCUUGAUACCAUCCCGCCCACUUUCUACAGACCCUACUUCAGGAUUGUCCGAUUCGACGUCUCAGCGAUGGAGAAAAAUGCUUCUAAUUUGGUGAAAGCGGAGUUUAGAGUCUUUCGUUUACAGAACCCCAAAGCCAGGGUGGCCGAACAACGCAUCGAGCUGUACCAGAUCCUCAAAUCCAAAGAUUUGACGUCCCCGGCCCAGCGCUACAUCGACAGCAAAGUCGUGAAGACCAGGGCAGAGGGCGAAUGGCUGUCCUUCGACGUGACGGAUGCUGUUCACGAAUGGCUCCACCACAAAGACAGAAACCUGGGAUUUAAAAUAAGUUUACAUUGCCCCUGCUGCACCUUCGUGCCGUCUAACAAUUACAUCAUCCCCAAUAAAAGCGAAGAACUAGAAGCAAGAUUCGCAGGUAUUGAUGGCACCUCCACAUAUACCAGUGGUGAUCAGAAAACUAUAAAGUCCACUAGGAAAAAAAACAGUGGGAAGACCCCACACCUCCUGCUAAUGUUGUUGCCCUCCUACAGACUGGAGUCACAACAGUCCAAUCGGCGGAAGAAGCGUGCUCUGGACGCAGCCUAUUGUUUUAGAAAUGUUCAGGAUAAUUGCUGCCUGCGUCCUCUUUACAUUGAUUUCAAGAGGGAUCUUGGGUGGAAAUGGAUCCAUGAGCCCAAAGGGUACAACGCCAACUUCUGUGCUGGGGCGUGCCCGUACUUAUGGAGUUCAGACACUCAGCACAGCAGGGUUCUCAGCUUAUACAAUACCAUAAAUCCAGAAGCAUCUGCUUCCCCUUGCUGCGUGUCCCAGGAUUUAGAGCCGCUAACCAUUCUCUACUACAUCGGCAAAACACCCAAGAUCGAACAGCUUUCUAACAUGAUCGUAAAGUCUUGCAAAUGCAGCUAAGAUUCUUGGAAACGUGGCAAGACGAUAAUCACGCGAUGACGGUGAUGAUGACGGUGAUGAUGAUGAUGAUGAUGAUGAUGAUGAUGAUGAUAUGACAACAACCAAGGCCACGUGUGUAACAAGAAACGUAAGAGAGCCUCGCUUCAUCAGUGUUAAAAACCAAUUUUGAAAAAGCGGUACUAGUUCAAACACUUUGGAAGUUUGUGUUCUGUUUGUUAAAACUGGCAUCUGAAACAAAAAAAAAAAUGUCGAAGGCUUUAUUCCACAUUUCACCUACUCUGUACGUGAGAGAGACAAGAAGCAAAACCUUUUUUUUUUUAAGAAAAAAUAAACACUGGAAGAAUUUGUUAGUGUUAAUUAUGUGAAAGAAAAAAAAAAAAAAACAGGAAAAUCCCGUUAAGUGGACUUGCUGUACAUACGUUCCUAUCCCAUGCCUCACUUGAUUUUUCUGUAUUGCUAUGCAAUAGGCACCCUCCCCUUCUACUCUUAGAGUUAACCAUGAGUUAUUUAUUGUGUGUUACUAUAUAAUGAACAUUUCAUUGCCCUUGGAAAAUAAAACAGGUGUAUAAAGUGGAGACCAAAUCCUUUGCCAAAACUCAUGGAUGGUUUAAGGAACUUGAACUCAAACGAGCCAGAAAAAAAGAGGUCAUAUAAACAGGAUGAAAACCCAAGUGUGUGAUUGUAUGACCAAGCGAGUCUGCAGUAAGAUAAAGACCCCAAAAACACAUGCUAUGUACCAACUGCUUAAGGAAGCUUCCUGUAAGUUUCAAAACUGAAAAGCCUGUUAAUAAAGGAAAUUUUCAGUCAGAAUAA
This is a messenger RNA of Pteropus alecto (black flying fox), 2152 nucleotides long. It is a transcript of the gene TGFB2, whose product is annotated as transforming growth factor beta 2. Gene Ontology annotation, molecular function: growth factor activity; type II transforming growth factor beta receptor binding; type III transforming growth factor beta receptor binding. Gene Ontology annotation, cellular component: extracellular region. The transcript is spliced from 8 exons. NCBI's taxonomy places the organism in Eukaryota, Metazoa, Chordata, Mammalia, Chiroptera, Pteropodidae. Gene Ontology annotation, biological process: SMAD protein signal transduction; regulation of cell population proliferation; BMP signaling pathway. The coding region runs from base 11 to 1339 and encodes 442 amino acids. The record is from RefSeq and is a predicted model, not a curated record.